AUUAAAAAUUGUUGACUAGUUAGAGAUGAAUAGCAGGCUGAAUUUUAGGCAUCUUGUUGAUAUUUUUUUUUAAUGUAUUCUUGAAAAAAAAUACGUUUUGGAGAUGUUAACAAAACUUAAUGCGCAAUAAAUAAAUAAAAGKCCUUCUUGUGUUUACAACUCUUGUUCAGAUUUGUGGUAGCUGUGGAGWGAUACUUACUGUGAUURAACUUCUUGGAAAAACCUUCUAAUAAGUACUGCUUUAUUUCUUGCAGAACUUAUGGGRAAAAGGCUUGCUCUUUUAUGAAAUAUUUACCACGCRCUGAGAAACAAGUCAGUAAAGCURCCCAAAAGCUCCUGUCUUGAGAAAUGCCAGCAGAGAGUCCAGAGGAACCAAGAGAAAAUGUGGCGCCCACAGAGGUUCCUGAUGCAGAAGGAAAGGAGAAACCCGAUGGUGGUCCAGUAGAGAGCCAGGAGGCAGUCUCGGCCGAGGCACAGAGUCUUGAAACCAUGUCCAAGAGGCAAAGGAAGAAGCUGUUGAAACAGCAACAGUGGGAAGAGCAGAAAGAUCUACGCAGGCAGAAACGAAAAGAAAAACGUCAGAAGAGAAAGCUGGAGCGUCAGUCAAAACUGGACCCCRGUAAUGAAGGGAAUGACAGAAAGCGUAUGCGCAAGGAGGUGCUUCCUAGUCCACUUCGCCUCAUCGUGGACUGCAGCUUUGAUGACUUGAUGGUGCUAAAGGAUGUUAAGAAGCUUCACAAGCAAAUUCAGAGGUGUUACGCAGAGAACCGCAAAGCGUUCCAUCCUGUGCAGUUUUACUUGACGAGUCAUGGGGGACAGUUGAAGAACAACAUGAAUGAAAAUGACAAAGGAUGGGUGAACUGGAAGGAUAUCCAAAUUCGAACAGAGCACUACAGUGAGCUAAUAAAGAAAGAAGACCUAGUGUAUCUCACCUCAGAUUCCCCAGACGUGCUUAGUGAGCUUGAUGAGAAGAAAGCCUAUGUGAUAGGAGGCCUGGUGGAUCACAAUCAUCACAAGGGAAUUACUUACAGAAAAGCAGUAGAGUUAGGAAUUGCUCAUGCACAACUCCCUCUUGGAAACUUUGUGAAAAUGAACAGUCGGAAAGUGCUAGCGGUCAAUCAUGGUAAGUCUUACAUCACGGAACAACAGUAUUAUAGAAUACACCUGCAGUAGUAAACGUGGCACCCUCGAAAUGGCCGUGACAGUGCAGAUACCUUUUAAGAUGUGAUUCUUUUUU
Molecule: messenger RNA, 1237 nt
Organism: Nothoprocta perdicaria
Lineage: Eukaryota; Metazoa; Chordata; Aves; Tinamiformes; Tinamidae
Gene: TRMT10A
Product: tRNA methyltransferase 10A
Exons: 6
Coding region: 349-1173 (274 amino acids)
Biological process (GO): tRNA N1-guanine methylation
Cellular component (GO): nucleus; cytosol; nucleoplasm
Molecular function (GO): tRNA binding
Source: RefSeq, a predicted model, not a curated record